AUGGCAUGGGAAGAAGAAUAUCAAAAACUAACAAGCUGCAGUAGUUCAGUUUCAGUUGAUGUGAAUAAUACUCCUAAUUCGGAUGCUUCGAGAACUAAAAGUUGUCAGUCUGUAUGUACAACAAAUUCUAGUUGUUAUCUUCAAAAAAGGAAAGCGAAGAAUCCUCUAAUGUAUCCAUUGCGACCGAGUUAUUCGAAACCGUCGAAUAGUGUUACAAAUUCAGUACGUCAAAGAGUUUUGUCCGCAAAAUUAUUAAAACUGAGAUCUAUACAGAGUCAGUUGAACGAUGCCAACUUUCAUUUAUCGGAACUCGCAAGAGAAAAUCAGUUUCUGAAGAAUCUACAAAAACGUCAAGAUAAAGCUCUAUCGAAGUACGAAAAUACUAGCGCGGAUUUACCUCGUCUUAUACGGUCUCACGAAGAACAACUUCGAGCCGUUACCGAAAAGAACAAAGCGCAACGUCUAAAGAUCAAAGAAUUGAACGAUCUACUUAAAAUUCGAGACGAAGAACUGUCAAAAACACAAGAAAAAUUAAUCCAUUUCGAGAAACUUAAUAAAGAUAAACGUCUACUUGAUAGAGAAAAAAUGUUGGAACAAAUCGAAGAUUUGAAAAUGAAAUUAAAGAAUGCAGAUGAAAUUAAUAGCGUGUUAAAUAGAAAAUUAGCUCUAGAACAGAAAACGGCGAAGCAAAGACUGAACAACGAAUCGAUGAAAUACAGACAAUCGCAAAAGGAAAUGGCGCAAGCGCUAGCAGAAAUAGAUAGACUAACGUCACUUUUAGAGGCAAAGGAAAACGUUGUCCACCCUCGUAGAAAUAGAUUCAACCGUGUGCCUGGUCAAUCGGUAUCGACGAUAACCCUAGGCGCCCUGCAUCAAUCGUCAAAAACAAAAAAUACUGAUACGAAAGAAAAGUUGACGACUAUCGUCGACGAUUUGGAAGAAACAAAAACGUAUACCAACAUAAAAUUAGAACCGAUCAAAUGUCCUAAAAACGAAGAAACUUCGAAAAAAAACAACGGAAUACUGACACUACCAUCAGAAAGUAUAAAAAAUAGAUUAUCAAGUGGUUCCAAAUCGAGAGAAAGCGUCGAAUCCGACAACGGUUCGGAAUUGUCUUUAAGUAACUUCGACAGUUCCGGCGAAGAAAAGAGUCGAUGUAACGAUACCAAUGAAUCGAGUUGUAGGAGUACAUCCGGUGAUGCGAAUCGAUCGAUGAACAGAACGAGUUUGUAUGGAUCGAAUGAUGAAAUUCGAUAUUCUAGCGAUGAGAAAUUAGAAAAGGUGCAGUCACAUAUAGAUUCGGCUAUUGAGAAGGCAGUUAACAACGUCGAUACGGAAUUUGAGAAAAUUGGUAAUUACUGCUCUGGCGUUGUGUCGAAUGUCAGAAUGUGUUCAGAGCGGUUAGAAGCCCAAAGAGAAAGCCUCAGGUCGUACAAAAAGGAUACAAAUACCAUAUUGGAGACUUUUGAAAAAACAGAAAAGUUCGAGAAUAAAUUGAAGGAAUCUUUCAUGAACUUUGAUCCUCUAAACGAUGAUUUUUUGAAAGACAUUCUUUCGGACGACUAUAAAAUUAAAAGUAAAAAAGAUAGAAAUGAAAACGUAACGAAAGAAACUAAAUUUGGCGUUAUUGAUAGGAAGAAACUGUUGAAUACGUUGAAGGCUAUUGAUGCGGGUGAUAGCGUGGAUAGUUUAGAUGAUUUACACACGAACAACAUCCACAAGUUUAGAGAAGUCGAUCAACUGAUUGGCUGACGUUGAUAGUAUAAUGUUACGGGGUGGACCAAUGUUUAUCCGAAAAUAUUCAUCAAAAAAUUUCUCGUACAAAAUAUGUAGCUUCAACUCAGACAAAGCGAGAUAUUAUUAAAAAUAUAUUUUUUUAUUAAAUAUGUUCAAGUAAAGUAAGAAGUAUAAAUGUUUUAUUUAUAUUUGAAGUUUGAUGUAAAAUUACACUAGAACGGUUCGUUGGUCCAUACGGUACAAAUUUAGUUAUUGUAAUAUAUUUAUUGGACAUAAACAGAGAAAUAAAAUAUCUAUUUAUAAAAUGUU
Molecule: messenger RNA, 2046 nt
Organism: Diorhabda sublineata
Lineage: Eukaryota; Metazoa; Arthropoda; Insecta; Coleoptera; Chrysomelidae
Product: lebercilin
Exons: 7
Coding region: 1-1752 (583 amino acids)
Biological process (GO): intraciliary transport
Cellular component (GO): axoneme
Source: RefSeq, a predicted model, not a curated record